This is a messenger RNA of Nelumbo nucifera (sacred lotus), 6404 nucleotides long. RefSeq names its product RNA polymerase II large subunit (gene NRPB1). The record is from RefSeq and is a predicted model, not a curated record. Gene Ontology annotation, molecular function: DNA binding. Gene Ontology annotation, biological process: transcription by RNA polymerase II. Gene Ontology annotation, cellular component: RNA polymerase II, core complex. Lineage: Eukaryota; Viridiplantae; Streptophyta; Magnoliopsida; Proteales; Nelumbonaceae.
CAAGACUCUCGCGGUCUCUCUUCUCUGAGAAGGCGAUUCACGAGCAUGUGACGGGAGAGAGAUAGGGAGGAGGAUCAAAGCUUUCCUCUCUACAAAAGCCGAAAAAGCUACUAAAACCCAAAUCAAUCACUAACCAAGAAACAGAGUAGUAACAUAUUGCAAGCAACCUCUAUUUAGACAUUUUUCUCUUAUUCUUUUCAAACCCUAAUUCAUUAUACUUUUUAGUUUUGUUCUGAAUUCUCGCACGAUCUGUCGCCAUGGAUACGCGAUUUCCAUACUCCCCAGCGGAGGUCUCCAAAGUCCGCCGGGUUCAGUUUGGUAUACUCAGCCCCGACGUGAUCAGGCAAAUGUCGGUGGUGCAGAUCGAGCACAGCGAGACGACCGAGAAGGGUAAGCCGAAGCCAGGUGGUUUGAGCGACACUCGUCUCGGUACAAUUGACCGAAAGAUGAAGUGUGAGACCUGUAUGGCGAACAUGGCGGAGUGCCCUGGGCACUUUGGGCACCUGGAGCUCGCCAAGCCCAUGUUCCAUAUCGGUUUCAUGAAGACUGUUCUCAGUAUUAUGCGCUGCGUCUGCUUCAAUUGCUCUAAAAUUCUCGCCGACGAGGAAGAUCACAAGUUCAAGCAGGCUCAAAGAAUUAGAAAUCCAAAGAACAGGCUAAAGAAGGUUUUGGAUGCCUGUAAGAAUAAAACUAAAUGUGAAGGUGGUGAUGAAAUUGAGGUCCAAGGACAAGACACUGGAGAACCAAUUAAAAAGAGGCGAGGGGGUUGUGGUGCUCAACAGCCAAAGCUUACUAUUGAAGGUAUGAAAAUGAUUGCAGAGUACAAGGCUCAGAGGAAGAAAAAUGAUGACCAGGAACAGCUUCCUGAACCUGUUGAAAGAAAACAACAGCUUUCUGCAGAAAGGGUUCUAAGUGUUCUGAAGAGGAUAAGUGAUGAAGACUGCAUAUUGUUAGGUUUGAAUCCUGAAUAUGCUCGCCCUGAUUGGAUGAUACUACAAGUUCUUCCAAUUCCUCCGCCUCCUGUUAGACCGUCUGUGAUGAUGGAUACUUCAUCCAGGAGUGAGGAUGACUUGACUCAUCAGUUGGCAAUGAUCAUUAGACACAAUGAGAAUCUGAGGAGACAGGAGAGAAAUGGAGCUCCUGCACACAUCAUCUCAGAAUUUGCACAAUUACUGCAGUUCCAUAUAGCCACAUAUUUUGAUAAUGAGCUGCCUGGCCAGCCAAGGGCCACACAGCGGUCAGGGCGACCAAUUAAAUCAAUAUGUAGUAGGCUGAAGGCUAAGGAGGGUCGCAUAAGAGGUAACUUAAUGGGAAAGCGUGUCGAUUUUUCAGCACGGACUGUCAUCACACCUGAUCCGACCAUUAAUAUUGAUGAAUUGGGAGUUCCUUGGAGUAUUGCUUUAAACUUGACAUAUCCAGAGACUGUGACACCAUACAACAUUGAAAGGUUGAAAGAACUUGUUGAAUAUGGACCUCAUCCGCCACCUGGUAAAACUGGUGCCAAGUACAUCAUAAGAGAAGAUGGACAGAGGCUUGAUCUUCGCUACUUAAAGAAAAGUAGUGAUCAUCAUUUGGAGCUUGGAUACAAGGUGGAACGACACUUACAAGAUGGGGACUUUGUUCUAUUCAACCGACAACCUAGUCUUCACAAAAUGUCCAUUAUGGGACACAGAAUCAAGAUUAUGCCCUACUCGACAUUCCGCUUGAACUUGUCUGUUACUUCUCCAUAUAAUGCUGAUUUUGAUGGAGAUGAGAUGAACAUGCAUGUUCCUCAAUCAUUUGAAACAAGGGCAGAAGUCUUGGAGCUAAUGAUGGUGCCAAAGUGCAUUGUGUCACCCCAGUCAAAUCGGCCUGUUAUGGGGAUUGUCCAAGAUACACUUUUAGGAUGCCGUAAGAUCACUAAAAGGGAUACUUUUAUAGAGAAGGAUGUCUUCAUGAACAUUUUGAUGUGGUGGGAGGAUUUUGAUGGGAAAAUUCCUGCUCCUGCAAUUCUGAAACCUAGACCCCUUUGGACUGGGAAACAAGUAUUUAAUCUUAUAAUUCCUAAGCAGAUAAAUCUCAUGAGGACAUCGGCUUGGCACUCUGAAUCUGAAACAGGAUUUAUAACCCCAGGAGAUACUCAAGUUCGAAUAGAGAGGGGGGAGCUUCUUACAGGCACUCUUUGCAAAAAGACCCUUGGAACAUCUACUGGUAGUCUUAUUCAUGUGAUCUGGGAAGAAGUUGGACCAGAUGCUGCUCGCAAAUUUCUUGGUCACACACAAUGGCUUGUUAAUUAUUGGCUUCUGCAGAAUGGUUUCAGUAUUGGAAUUGGAGAUACAAUUGCUGAUGCUGCUACUAUGGAAAAAAUUAAUGAGACAAUUUCUAAAGCAAAAAAUGAAGUGAAAGAACUUAUUAGGGCUGCCCAAGAAAGGCAAUUGGAGGCUGAACCUGGACGAACUAUGAUGGAAUCAUUUGAAAAUAGAGUGAAUCAGGUGUUGAAUAAAGCUCGUGAUGAUGCUGGAAGUAGUGCACAGAAGAGCUUAUCUGAAAGUAACAAUCUUAAGGCUAUGGUUACUGCAGGGUCAAAGGGAAGUUUCAUUAAUAUUUCACAAAUGACUGCUUGUGUCGGACAACAGAACGUUGAGGGUAAGCGAAUCCCAUAUGGGUUCAUUGAUCGGACAUUGCCCCAUUUCACUAAAGAUGACUAUGGACCUGAAAGUCGUGGCUUUGUGGAAAACUCAUAUUUGCGUGGGUUGACCCCACAAGAGUUCUUUUUUCAUGCCAUGGGUGGUAGGGAAGGAUUGAUUGAUACGGCUGUAAAAACUUCUGAGACUGGGUACAUCCAGAGGCGACUUGUGAAGGCUAUGGAAGAUAUUAUGGUCAAAUAUGAUGGAACUGUCAGGAAUUCAUUGGGGGAUGUUAUUCAGUUUCUCUAUGGUGAAGACGGUAUGGAUGCUGUAUGGAUUGAGACACAGAAACUGGACUCGUUGAAAAUGAGGAAAUCCGAGUUUGAUAAAGUUUUUAGAUAUGAAAUUGAUGAUGAGAACUGGAACCCAAGUUACAUGUUACCAGAACAUGUUGAGGAUCUGAAAACCAUAAGAGAGUUCCGGAAUGUGUUUGAUGCAGAAGUUCAAAAAUUGGAAGCAGAUCGAUACCAGCUUGGCACAGAGAUUGCAACCACUGGUGAUAAUAACUGGCCCAUGCCUGUGAACCUUAAGAGGUUGAUUUGGAAUGCACAGAAGACUUUUAAGGUGGACCUGAGAAGGCCGUCUGAUAUGCAUCCAAUGGAGAUUGUUGAAGCUGUUGAUAAACUCCAGGAGAGACUGAAGGUUGUUCCUGGUGAUGAUUUUCUGAGCAUGGAAGCUCAAAAGAAUGCCACUCUCUUCUUCAACAUCUUGCUUCGAAGCACAUUUGCCAGCAAGAGGGUGUUGAAAGAAUACCGGCUUACUCGUGAAGCAUUUGAGUGGGUUAUUGGUGAGAUAGAAUCUCGUUUCUUACAGUCAUUAGUUGCCCCAGGAGAAAUGAUUGGGUGUGUUGCUGCUCAGUCCAUUGGUGAACCUGCCACUCAGAUGACUUUGAAUACCUUCCACUAUGCUGGUGUUAGUGCGAAAAACGUCACUCUGGGUGUUCCCAGGUUGAGGGAAAUUAUUAAUGUGGCGAAGAAAAUUAAGACUCCUUCACUGUCAGUCUACCUGAAGCCUGAAGUAAACAAGACAAAGGAAAGGGCCAAGAAUGUCCAAUGUGCCCUGGAGUACACUACUUUGCGGAGUGUGACACAGGCUACUGAAGUAUGGUAUGAUCCAGACCCCAUGAGCACCAUAAUUGAAGAGGAUGUUGAUUUUGUAAAGUCCUACUAUGAAAUGCCAGAUGAAGAGGUUGCUCCUGAGAAGAUUUCUCCCUGGCUGCUUCGUAUAGAGUUAAAUCGUGAAAUGAUGGUGGAUAAGAAGUUGAGUAUGGCUGACAUUGCAGAGAAGAUUAAUCUUGAGUUUGAUGAUGAUUUGACAUGUAUAUUUAAUGAUGACAAUGCUGAAAAGCUUAUUCUUCGUAUACGUAUAAUGAAUGAUGAAGCUCCCAAGGGGGAAUUGCAGGAUGAAUCUGCUGAAGAUGAUGUUUUCCUAAAAAAGAUAGAAAGUAACAUGCUGACAGAAAUGGCCCUUAGAGGCAUUCCAGAUAUCAACAAGGUGUUCAUCAAGUCAGGAAAGGUAAAUAAGUUUGAUGAAAGUGAGGGAUUCAAGCCAGAGGUUGAGUGGAUGCUGGACACUGAAGGUGUCAAUCUUUUAGCUGUCAUGUGCCAUGAAGAUGUUGAUGCCACAAGGACAACAAGCAACCACUUGAUUGAAGUGAUUGAAGUUCUUGGUAUCGAGGCUGUUCGUCGUGCUUUGCUGGAUGAAUUGCGAGUUGUUAUAUCUUUUGAUGGAUCUUAUGUGAACUACAGGCACCUUGCUAUUCUUUGUGACACCAUGACCUACCGAGGUCACUUAAUGGCCAUCACUCGUCAUGGUAUUAAUCGAAAUGAUACAGGACCAAUGAUGAGAUGCUCAUUUGAGGAAACUGUGGACAUCCUUCUGGAUGCUGCCGUGUAUGCCGAGACAGAUUGCCUCAGGGGUGUUACUGAAAAUAUCAUGCUAGGUCAGCUUGCUCCUAUUGGCACUGGAGAUUGUGCCCUGUAUUUGAAUGAUCAGAUGCUGCAGCAAGCCAUUGAACUCCAACUUCCUAGUUAUAUGGAAGGCCUGGACUUUGGCAUGACACCUUCACGAUCCCCCAUUAUGGGAACUCCAUAUAAUGAGGGAAUGAUGUCUCCGAGUUAUUUGCUCAGCCCGAAUGCUCGUCUUUCACCCAUUACCGAUGCUCAAUUUUCUCCUUAUGUUGGUGGAAUGGCAUUCUCCCCUACUUCAUCCCCAGGCUACAGUCCAUCUUCUCCAGGCUACAGUCCAUCCUCUCCUGGUUAUAGUCCUACCUCCCCUGGUUAUAGUCCUACCUCUCCUGGCUAUAGUCCUACUUCACCUGGUUAUAGUCCCACAUCCCCAACAUACAGUCCUAGCUCUCCUGGUUACAGUCCUACUAGUCCUGCAUAUUCUCCUACCAGUCCAUCUUACUCCCCCACUUCACCUAGUUAUAGCCCUACAUCUCCCAGCUAUAGUCCUACGUCUCCUAGUUAUAGUCCUACAUCUCCAAGUUAUAGCCCCACUUCUCCUAGUUACAGCCCUACUUCACCCAGCUACAGCCCCACUUCUCCAGUCUAUAGUCCUACUUCUCCUGCUUAUAGCCCUACUUCUCCUGCUUAUAGUCCAACUUCACCAUCAUACAGCCCAACCUCACCAUCGUAUAGCCCAACCUCACCAUCGUAUAGCCCAACCUCACCUUCUUACAGCCCAACCUCUCCAUCAUACAGCCCAACCUCUCCUGCUUAUAGCCCAACUUCUCCUGGCUACAGUCCAACCUCCCCAAGCUACAGCCCAACCUCACCAAGCUACAGUCCUACUUCUCCAAGUUACAAUCCUCCAUCAGCGAAGUACAGUCCUUCACUGGCAUAUUCUCCAAGCAGUCCCAGACUGUCACCAUCCAGUCCAUAUAGUCAGACAUCUCCAAACUACAGCCCAACAUCACCGUCAUAUUCACCAACAUCACCAUCUUAUUCGCCUCCAAGCCCCACUUACAGUCCCAGCAGCCCAUUCAAUUCUGGUAUCAGCCCAGACUACAGCCCAAGCUCUCCACAGUACAGCCCAAGUGCGGGGUACUCGCCAACAGCACCAGGAUACUCACCUUCAUCUACCAGUCAGUACACCCCUCAGCUUAGCAACAAGGACGAGGGGAGCACUCGUUGAGGCACAAGUUGUCAUCCACAUCUUCUUAGGAACAAGGACGAGGGGAGCACUGUCUUGUGUAGAUUGAGGGACGGCUGUAAUCAAAGUUUGUGCAAGUUGCUUGUAGCCGGCAAGUAAAUUGCUGGUUUGAGACCCAUACAGUUCUAUGGAUUUCUACUAGCAAUGUAAUUGUGGACCAUGAGUUUCUGGAACGUCUAAUGACUGUCCUAAUUAGCAGGAAGAAUUCAUAGAAAGGAUGGUUGUUUGCCAGAUGAUCAUGGAUGAGGUGUUUGUGUUGUGCCCCAGAACGUUUUUACUCAAGCCUCUGGGGGAUAAUAGCUAAUUGCUUACUGGUGGCUUGUGGCUAGGCUAGAGCUAGGUUCCCCCGUCUGGCCCCGUCCAUCCACAGAGAGAGAGAGAGAGAUUUGAUAGGGAUCAACUUGAUUGUAAAAUGUCCUGCCGAAAUUAAACCUAUUUAUCCAGAAUGUAUUCGUAUGGUUGGUGGCUAUCGGGGCACUUAAGAGAAGUGUAUGAUAUAAGUACUGUCUGUAUCAGCAAUUGAUUAUUGAUGUUAGAAGAAAUACAUUGGACCAUUUGGAACAACGGCUCAUCUUGUGUUAA